AUUUUAUUAUUUCUAAUGCUUUUAGAUAUCGAAUAUCUACGUCAAACCCUUCCCGAAGGUACAGAAAAUGAUUUCUUCAAUUAUUUGGGCAAUUUGACGGCAAAAGAUGUUACAUUGUAUGCUAUUGAUGAAGGUACCGUAGCAUUUCCCCGGGUGCCCAUUAUUAAAGUUGAGGGACCCUUAAUUAUAGUACAAUUAUUAGAGACAACUCUAUUGACUUUAGUGAAUUAUGCAAGUUUAAUGGCCACAAAUGCUGCUCGUUAUCGCAUGGUUGCUGGCAAACAUGUUAAUCUUUUAGAAUUUGGUUUACGGCGAGCUCAGGGUCCAGAUGGUGGUUUAUCAGCGUCGAAAUAUUCUUAUAUUG
Lucilia cuprina (Australian sheep blowfly) is the source of this 364-nucleotide messenger RNA. RefSeq names its product nicotinate phosphoribosyltransferase. The record is from RefSeq and is a predicted model, not a curated record. Gene Ontology annotation, biological process: NAD+ biosynthetic process. The annotation marks the transcript as partial. The transcript is spliced from 2 exons. Gene Ontology annotation, molecular function: nicotinate phosphoribosyltransferase activity. NCBI's taxonomy places the organism in Eukaryota, Metazoa, Arthropoda, Insecta, Diptera, Calliphoridae.